Messenger RNA from Dromiciops gliroides (monito del monte), 2791 nucleotides. It is a transcript of the gene KMT5C, whose product is annotated as lysine methyltransferase 5C. The transcript is spliced from 9 exons. The record is from RefSeq and is a predicted model, not a curated record. Gene Ontology annotation, molecular function: protein binding; histone H4K20 methyltransferase activity. Gene Ontology annotation, cellular component: nucleus. The coding region runs from base 116 to 1528 and encodes 470 amino acids. NCBI's taxonomy places the organism in Eukaryota, Metazoa, Chordata, Mammalia, Microbiotheria, Microbiotheriidae.
GGCGGCGGGAGCAGGAGCUGGAGGCGGCGGCGGCGGCGGCGGCGGCGGCGGCGGGAGCCGGAAGAGGAGGAGGGGGAGGGGGAGGGCUGGCGAGCAGCAUGGUCCAGGCUGCACCAUGGGUCCGGAGCGGGUGACAGCCAGGGAGCUGUGCGAGAACGAUGACCUGGCCACCAGCCUGGUCCUGGACCCCUACCUGGGCUUCCGGACGCACAAAAUGAACGUCAGCCCAGUGCCUCCUCUGCGUCGGCAGCACCACCUGCGCUCAGCGCUCGAAGCCUUCCGGAAACAGCGGGACUUGGAAGCAGCCUACCGAGCCCUGACCCUGGGUGGCUGGAUGGCCCACUACUUCCAGAGCCGUGGCCCGCAGCAGGAGGCUGCCCUCAAGACCCAUAUCUACAGAUACCUUCGAGCCUUCUUGCCUGAAAGUGGGUUUGCCAUCCUCCCCUGCACCCGAUACUCGCUGGAGACCAACGGGGCCAAGGUGGUGUCCACUCGCUCCUGGAAGAAGAACGAGAAGCUGGAACUGCUGGUGGGAUGCGUCGCGGAGCUCCGGGAGGCCGACGAGGGCUUGCUGCGGGCAGGAGAGAAUGACUUCAGCAUCAUGUAUUCCACCCGGAAACGGAGUGCCCAGCUGUGGCUGGGCCCUGCGGCCUUCAUCAACCAUGACUGCAGACCCAAUUGCAAGUUUGUGCCCGCAGACGGGAACGCAGCCUGCGUGAAGGUGCUUCGGGACAUUGAGCCUGGGGAUGAGGUGACCUGCUUCUACGGGGACGGCUUCUUCGGCGAGCGCAACGAGCUGUGUGAGUGCUGUACAUGUGAGAGGAAGGGAGAAGGCGCCUUUCGCCUGCGGCCUCGGGACGCAGCCACUGCCACUCCCAGGACUUGUGAGAAGUAUGACCUUCGUGAGACUGAGAGACGGCUGCAGCGCUACUGGGAGGCCCGAGGGGCUCGGCAGGGCCAGGGACCCCUGGGGGCACAGCGCUGCUCUCACCUGCACACCUUGCACCGCCUGGACCUCCUGUGCGCACUCUGCCAGCCCCUGCGCCUGCAGCCCUUUGGGACCCAUUUGGACCCCUCUGCCUUGUGGGUGCAGUGGCUGCCACGGUCCCAUCCUCCCCGCCGCCGCCGACGUCGCCGCCGUCCCUCCCGCCGUCGGUCGUCCCGACCGGUCCCACACCCGAGGGUCCCACGUGUCUCCCUGCACCAGUGGGGGGGCUGUGGUCCACAAUGCCGCCUUCACGGGGAGGUCACCGUGGCCCUGAGCCCAGCCCUGGCCCCAGCCUCAGCCCCAGCUCGGCCUGCCCCCCUGCAAGACUGGCACUGGGCCCGGCGAUACGGGUUGCCCUGUGUGGUUCGGGUGGACCUGAGUGGUGCUACCCCAGUCCCUGCUGCCCCUGCCAGCCUCAGACCUGCAGGCCUCGAGCCUCCCAAGCGGACCCUGGCCUUUGGCCCCUUCUCUCCACCUAAGCGUCUGCGCCUUGUCGUCAGCCAUGGCUCUAUUGCCCUAGAUAUCAAUGGGGGGCACUGAGGGCUAGUUAGGGGCGUCUCUGCCGCCCCAUCCCUCCGCCUCCAGCGGGCUCAAGUCCUUGGGAGGCAGGAGUUGUGGGCAUCUGGGCUUCUUUCCCAUUGCCCCUCCAGCAGCACCCUAGCAGGGGGCCCCCCCGCUGACCUCCAGAGCUCAGCCUUCCAUGGCAGGGGGGCUCGGGUUUUGCCCUAGGGGGUCUUCUCCCUCCUUCACUCCUGGAGAGGGCAUGGAUUUGGCUUUUCAGGCCCCUCCUCUUCUGGGUUGGAGGGUCCCCAUGGGGCGAUGUCCUGGCGAUUCUGUUAGGCCCAGACAGCCCGGAGCCAGACCCUCUAUCUCUCCCUCAGGCCGGAGGGUGAGGGACCCUUGGCAGGGGGCUAGACUUCCAGGGUUCCUUUUCCUUUCUCUCCUGGCCAGUUCCUCGAGGCCGUGAGCAGCUGCCUGGGGUCCCAGGGAAUUGGGGCGGGAGAUUUCAAGGUGCUGCCUCUCCCUGGCCAGGAAUGGCCCCUCAGACCCUGUAUUGGAUCCCCCGCCCCCCAUACCUUUCACAAGGAGCCAACUCCUUCAAUUGAACAGGAUUAACCCUAGCAAGAAGGCCCUUUCCCCAGGGUCAAGGGCCUGGCUUUCUGGGGGCCACCUCUCCUUGACCUCAGCAGGCCCCAGGACCAGCCCUGGAAGCCCUGAGGUGGGGGAGGGAAGGGUGCAGAUGGCCAGGGCCCACCCUUUUGACCCAGCAGGGAUAACCUUAGCAAGGGGGUCAAUCCCCUGACCCUAGCAGCCCCAGCCAUGGGGCAGGGGGCAGAAGGGAGCUGUCUGCCUCAGUGGCAGGAAGCUAGAGCCUAGGAAAUGUGGGGGCGCCCCCACUCCCAAACCCAGCAGGGAGGGCCAGGCAAGGAUCCCCUCCCCCCAGCCUCAGGAUGCUUCUUGACUUUACCUCCCACCUCAGUGGCACACCGCCCCCCCCCUUCUCCAGGGAGGAAAGCCAUAAAGAAAGGGGGGGCAUGGAGGGGGGAAGGGGUCUUCUGCAGAUGGCACUGUCUUUUCCUCCUUCCACAUACGUCCCCCUCUGGCUCUCAGGGAGGCCACCCCACCUCAUCUUUCUCAUGGUGCUAUAUAGUUCUGGUGCCUCCUGGGGAGUGAGGGCAAGGGGGGCCAGCACAGCCUGGGGCCCUUGGCCUCACCACCCCCACCCCAGCGAUUGGAGACACUGGGUGACGGGCAGUUUGCAACUUUCCUUUUUUUUUUUUUUAUAAAAGUCCUUGUUGUUAA